GCGGCAGGCGGGGCGGGCUGUCGGGGAGGCACCUGGAUGUUGGAACUUUCCGAGUGAAGUGGAAGAGAGGACCCUGAAGCCCGAGUGGCCGUGAUCAGUGGGGCCGAGCAGGGAACGUGGCUUCUUCAGAGAACUUUGAGUGUGGACUCGUUCCAGUCGUCAUGGCUCCUGACCAGGAGACAAAAGAGAGCACAGAAACACAGCUGGAACCUAAUGGUGAAAAUAAUGUUCACAUGAGGUACAGUGCCAUCACUCCUCCAGCAUCUCCUGACCUAACAGAGGUGAAUUCACAAACCUAUUUGGAUGAAAGGAUCCCAAUUCCAGAUGAAAGUUCGACUCGGUUUAGCUUUCGAAAGCUCUGGGCCUUCACAGGGCCUGGGUUUCUGAUGAGUAUUGCUUACCUGGACCCAGGAAACAUUGAAUCCGACCUUCAGUCUGGAGCUGUGGCAGGGUUUAAGCUGCUAUGGAUCCUGCUAGCAGCUACCAUCAUAGGCCUGCUCCUGCAGCGACUAGCUGCACGUUUGGGAGUGGUAACGGGUAUGCACCUUGCUGAAGUCUGCCACAGACAGUAUCCAAAGAUCCCCCGGAUUGCACUCUGGCUGAUGGUGGAACUGGCGAUCAUCGGUUCGGACAUGCAGGAAGUGAUUGGAUCGGCCAUCGCUCUGAACCUGCUCUCUGUCGGAAGGAUUCCCCUGUGGGGCGGAGUAUUAAUUACUAUUAUAGACACGUUUGUGUUCCUGUUUUUGGACAAAUAUGGUUUAAGAAAACUGGAAGCCUUCUUUGGAUUUCUCAUUACAGUUAUGGCUGUCACAUUUGGAUAUGAGUAUGUAACUGUAAAGCCAGACCAGGGACAGUUGCUGAAGGGGAUGUUUGUUCCCUACUGUCAAGGCUGUGGAACCCGCCAGUUGGAACAGGCAGUUGGAAUCAUUGGAGCAGUGAUCAUGCCUCACAAUAUCUACCUACACUCUGCCUUAGUCAAAUCCAGGGAUGUGAAUCGAGCCAAUAAGAAGGAAGUGAAUGAGGCGAAUCGUUACUUCUUCAUCGAAGCCUGCCUGGCUUUGUUUGUGUCUUUCCUCAUUAACGUCUUUGUGGUCUCGGUGUUUGCGGAAGCCUUUUAUAAUCAGACCAACGCGCAAGUGCAUGAAGUUUGUUUCAACAACAGCAGUCCACAUUCCAAUCUCUUCCCUUUGAAUAACAAGACUUUGGAUGUUGACAUCUAUAAAGGGGGUGUAGUUUUGGGCUGCUAUUUCGGUGGUGCUGCUCUCUACAUCUGGGCCAUUGGCAUCCUGGCUGCAGGUCAGAGUUCAACAAUGACUGGAACAUACUCGGGACAGUUUGUCAUGGAGGGCUUCCUGAACUUGACAUGGUCUCGCUUUGCUCGUGUUCUCUUCACUCGAUCUAUUGCUAUAAUCCCAACACUACUGGUGGCUUUGUUCCAGGAUGUCGAACAUCUGACUGGGAUGAAUGAUUUCCUCAAUGUUCUUCAGAGUAUGCAGCUGCCGUUUGCAUUGAUCCCAAUAUUAACGUUUACCAGUAUGAGCUCGGUAAUGCACGACUUCGUCAACGGUCUGACAUGGAAGAUUGGUGGUGGAGUAAUUAUUUUUAUCGUCUGUGCCAUUAAUAUCUAUUUUGUAAUAGUUUACGUUUCGAGCCUGGGACACGUGGUACUUUACGCAGUUGCAGCCUUCAUUUCACUUGCAUACUUGAGUUUUGUCGCUUACCUGGCCUGGUAUUGUGCAGUCUCACUGGGAGUCCCCUUUCUGAACUGCGGACGCACGACUGGUUUGGGAACUCCUACGGAACUCUCUCUGCUGAGUAAUAUGGACAACCAUACGUAAUCUCAUGGUGACCUCAAGAUGAUGGUAUUAGAAGAUUAAGAUGAAGCCCUUUCAAUGCUGCAGUCAUUAUGUAGAAUUUACUUAGACUAAAGUCUCUACUUCAAGCAUA
Molecule: messenger RNA, 1947 nt
Organism: Pristis pectinata (smalltooth sawfish)
Lineage: Eukaryota; Metazoa; Chordata; Chondrichthyes; Rhinopristiformes; Pristidae
Product: natural resistance-associated macrophage protein 2-like
Exons: 17
Coding region: 162-1838 (558 amino acids)
Biological process (GO): metal ion transport
Cellular component (GO): plasma membrane
Molecular function (GO): manganese ion transmembrane transporter activity; cadmium ion transmembrane transporter activity; iron ion transmembrane transporter activity
Source: RefSeq, a predicted model, not a curated record